Guyanagaster necrorhizus is the source of this 588-nucleotide messenger RNA. RefSeq lists its product as uncharacterized. The record is from RefSeq and is a predicted model, not a curated record. The transcript is spliced from 4 exons. NCBI's taxonomy places the organism in Eukaryota, Fungi, Basidiomycota, Agaricomycetes, Agaricales, Physalacriaceae. Gene Ontology annotation, biological process: carbohydrate metabolic process. The coding region runs from base 1 to 588 and encodes 195 amino acids.
AUGAGGAAUGGUAUCUGGUUCACCAGUCUGGCGCUUGCGUUUCGCUGUACGUUAGGCACCCCUCUGGCCUUGGACACCGGAUGGGAUAUAUUCGCUGUUACUUACAUUGCCGAAUCCCUUCCUAGCCAUUGUUGGGACCCCAACUCCUUUCCGGCCCAGGUGAUAGACCCUCAACGAGUCAAAGGUCUCGCGUACGCGCCGAAUAAAAUUGUGCUGGGCACGGGCGCCAAUGUGUUGGGUGACGGUAACGAAGCAGUGGGAGAUCCAGCUAGCUUAGGCAUGUAUGCGUGGUUGCUCAGCAAGACUAACGACACCUAUGAGCAAGCCUCAGUGGAACAGAUUCAGUACCUGCUGGAACAGGCACAGAGAUACCAAAACGAGUCUGGCGCCAUCAGCCAGAGGGUCGAUGUCGCGGAGUUGUGGGCUGACUUCAUGUACAUGGCUCCACCCUUCAUCGCAUAUUACGCCGCAGAUACUGCGAAUGAGAGUCUGCUUGAGGAAUCCUACAAGCAGCGCGCUUAUUAUCGCGAAUCCUUCAAUCUCAGUCUAUCAAGAAUGAGUCGUACUGCGGCGUAUGGUCGCAUAUAG